ACAGGUGCGUCGAAGAAGACACAGAGACACUUUGUAACUUUAAAUAUCACCAGUGUCUGCAAAUUUACUCUCAGAAAGCUAAGAAAAUAAGAGAUAAUAACAGAAAAAAACUUACUUUGUGGGCAAUAAAUCAAACCUAACUAAAAGCCAAUCCGAGUUUAAAGAGUACGGGAUUUGUACCUUCAGAGCAGGUGGACGUCGCCUUUGUUGAUUUUUGAGGUCACAUUUGAAGGAAGUGGAAAUGGCCAACUCCGGGUUGCAGAUGUUGGGAUUCGCCCUGUCGCUUCUGGGCUCAAUUGGACUGAUAAUUGGCACCAUUUUGCCCCAAUGGAAGAUGUCCGCUUAUGUUGGGGACAACAUCAUCACAGCGGUGGCCAUGUACGAAGGACUGUGGAUGUCCUGUGCGUUCCAGAGCACAGGCCAGAUCCAGUGUAAAGUCUACGACUCUAUCCUGCAGCUCAACGCCGCCCUCCAGGCAACGCGCGCCCUUAUGAUUGUCAGUAUCAUCGUAUCUAUAGCCGGCCUGGGCGUAGCCUGCAUGGGAAUGAAAUGCACCAAUUGCGGAGGGGAUGACAAAACGCGCAAGUCCCGUAUUGCCAUGACUGGCGGCAUUAUCAUUCUGAUCGGAGGUAAGAAGCCAUUAAGUCUUGUUUCUCUUUUCUUUUUUUCUUUUUUAACUCCACCUCCUCCUUUUCCCUGGAUUCUCAACAGUUUCAUUGAUUUAUUUCUCUGUUGCUUCUCCACAGCUUUGUGUGCCGUUGUUGCCUGCUCUUGGUAUGCUCACGACAUCAUCCAAGCCUUCUACAACCCCUUCACCCCUGUCAAUACCAAGUACGAGUUCGGGUCCGCCAUCUUCAUCGCCUGGGCCGGAGCGUUCCUGGUUGUAGUAGGAGGUGCAAUGCUGGCAGCAUCCUGCCCAAGAAGCAAACCCUCACCGAAGUAUCCCAUCUCCAGACCACCAAGCAGCAAGGAAUACGUCUGAACAGGACAGGACUCAGUGUUAGAGGCUGAAGGAACACUUUGACAUUCACAUUAGUCUCAGCUCAGAGAUUGAAACAUUGAAAAGAUGUAUCUCAGAAGGGGAUCAGUACCUAUCUGUGUUUUUUUUUAUUUUUUUUAAAUUUUGUAUUUUAGUUUCGUCAGGACUACCCUGUAUUGUUACUGUAAUAUUAUUUUAACAAUUGCAUUCAAGUUUUAAAUAAUUGCUGUUUACUUCAUAAGAGAGCAAAUUGGCCUUGUCCCAUCUGGAACUGCAGCAAGUGCUUCAAUUUGAAUACUAUGUAGUAUAGUAUUCACCUAAUAGUCAUCUUUAAAGCACUAAAGUUGAAGAUGAAAAAUAUAUUUCACUUUCUGCAUGCUACAAUGUACAGUGCAUUGAAGUGUACAUUGUAUGUGGGAGAACUGUUUGAAUGCACUGAAUAGAAAUCCAGAUAUGGGAAUGGACAACCAUUUAUCACUGUUAGGCUGUAAGUAAUAGUUCAUCAUCUGGCACCUGAGAGUCAAUCUGCUACCAUAUUGUCCACGUUUGUGUGCCUUUUUAUUUAUAUGAACAAGUCAAAUAAAUCUAAACCGCUGUAUACUGCUCUGCUUUAAUCAAGUGCCAGAAUGAAAUGGUAACUUUACAAAUUACAAUAUGCCAAUGUUUUUUUCUGUCAUUCAUACAGAAGUGGUGAGCUACUGUUAACAUGGUGUAAUAUUGUCUGUGUGAAUGGGCUUGGCUUAUAGUGUAUUUUUUUAAGUCAUAACAGCUGUUGCUGCACUCAUCAAUGUUUAUGUUUUUAAAAACUUAAAUUGUGUCUUGUUUGUGUUGUACAUAAAAUAAAAGUGAAAAAUUGACUUUA
This is a messenger RNA of Scomber scombrus (Atlantic mackerel), 1841 nucleotides long. Its product is annotated as claudin-7-A-like. The record is from RefSeq and is a predicted model, not a curated record. Lineage: Eukaryota; Metazoa; Chordata; Actinopteri; Scombriformes; Scombridae. Gene Ontology annotation, molecular function: structural molecule activity. Bases 242 to 982 code for a protein of 246 amino acids. Gene Ontology annotation, cellular component: bicellular tight junction; plasma membrane. Gene Ontology annotation, biological process: bicellular tight junction assembly; cell adhesion. The transcript is spliced from 3 exons.